AUGAGGUGGUGGGGGGGAAGGUUGAAGGUCUUUGAUCUGCUUUGUCCCUGUGGGGUCUUCUGGGAUCGGGUGCGGCUUGCACGGCAGCGAUUGCAUCCAGCGCAGCAGCAGCAGCAGCUGCUGCUGCUGCUCGUGCUGGUGCUUCUGUUGCUGGGCUUGCCUAGAGACCCUGUAUCAGCAACUGAGGGGGGCCCAUUGGUUUCUUCUACCCUUUCUCUUAAGCGUUGGGGUCGCUCAGCUGGGGCCUCAGACGAAGACCUUCUGGAGCAGCAAGGGGGCCCCCUAUCAAGAACUGGGGCAGAAGAUCUGAUGCCUGACUCCCCUAGCAUAUCCACUGCAGUAGUGGUAGAUGUAAAUACUGUGGGGGGCCCCACAGUUUCUGGGGGCCCCCCAUUGGGGCCCCCUGCGGCUCCCUGGGGUUUCAUUACGCGGAGAGAUAUAUCUGUUGCAGUAAUGACAUUAGUAGCCAUUGGGCUGGUUGCUAUUCUAUUUAAUAGAACAAAGGGAGGUGUAUCCCUGAAGAGAGUCAGGAAUGUUAUGCAUGCAGAGACUGUUGCUGCAGAGACAGAGACAGUCUCCAGCAGCAGCAAAAGAAGAUUUGGGGUUGUGGGGCUGUCAGUGGAGCCCGAAGAUACAAAUGCUAGCCGAAGCCAAAGAGACACCAUUACGCAUAGGCUCUCAUUCGCAGAAGAGGCACCGUCUCCUUCUUUGUCUGCUGCUGCUGGUGCUGCUAGCGGGGGUUUGGCUGAUAUCUCAACGCCUGCACAGGAACUGCGGAGUCAGCUGCAGCGUACAGCAGCGCUGCUGCCUCCAUCAGAGAGGCUAGCAGCAGUAUUAGACAACAUUGAUGCCUCUAUGCUGUUUAGGGAGGCCCAAGAGUUGGUAGAAAGCGUUAAGUUGGAGACGGAAGCACUCUGGCUGAACGGGGGGUCUCCUGGGGAGGAGACACUUGCUUCUAAAAGGGUCUUACUAGACAGAGAGCAGCAGCAGCAAAUGGGUAUCCUAGAGGUUCGGUCACUACAAGCAGGGCUUAGGGCUGCAUGCAGCGCGCUGCAGCAGUUGCUGCGGACAGCAGAGGAGCGUGCAUGGGUUUCGCUGCAGCAAACCCUCCCGCUGCAUCGGCCUUUCCCGCUGUCAUCUGCUGUCUUUAAUAAAGUGUGGGGGAGCGCCAGCAAGAGUUUGCUAGUAGGUGCAGACAUUCAUCUUCAAUCUCUUGCAGCAACAGCAAAGACAGAGAGUCAGCGAGCACACCGAGCGUACAGGGCCCUCGUUAGGUUGCAGGUGCAUGCAAGGAGCGAAAGCAGCAGCAACUGCAGUAGCAGCGGCUGCUGCAGCGGCAGCAGCAGCAGCUGCUGCAACGGCAGCAGCAGCAUCGCCGUGCAGACUGUUGUAGGGACCUGCAGGUACCUAGAGGCAGUCUACUCUGCAUGCGCAAGGGGGCAGAGGGCAACACAAUUAGCAGAGCGUCUGCAGGAGAAUCUCCUCUCAGGGUUAAAAGCUGCUUCACUUAAAUAUGCAGCAAACAGCCAACGCUUAAUGGAGGGCCUUCAAAGAACACAUGCUAAUGUGGUAGAGCUGCUGGAGAGGAUUGAAGAAGCAGAAGAAUCCCCAGAAGAAAAUCAACCAAGUGCUGCUGAGGUGCAGCAGCAACAAGAGACGGAGCAGAAGCAAGAUAUACAGCAGCAGCAAGAGAUACAGCAGCAGCAAGAGAUGCAGCAGCAGCAAGAGAUGCAGCAGCAGCAAGAGGUGCAGCAGCAGGAGCAGGAGCAGCAGGGGGUGCAGCAGCAACAGGAGAUGCAGAAGCAGCAUAAGGUGCAGCAGAAGAGGACCAAGGAGCAGCAGCAGAAGAUACAGGAGCUGCUGCAACAUGAUUUGGGCUCUAAGCUUCAGGAAUUAUUAGAAGAGCAUGCCUCAGCAAGGCGUGCUUUGGAGGAGAGCGACUCAACUGAGGGUAUUGCUGCAGCAUUUGAUCGCUUACACCUGGUGAAUGAGAGGGUAAAGACAUCUGCAUUAGAUUUUCAUUUACUUUUUCAAGAGACCUCUGGUUUGUCUCCUUUGCUGCACCAGUCUCUGGCAUCCAUGCGGAAGUCGCACCUAAAGAAUAUCCGCGCUGCUGCGCUGCAGGCUCUUGAGAGUGCAGCAGCAGCAGAAUCUGUCUUUAAUAAGCUGCGCUGGAGAUUGAAGAAAAGUAUACAAGUCCCCUAUAUAGAAUCAGAGAACCCAGUAGGUGCUGCGCUGCAGGAGCAGCUGCUAGAGAGACUGCAUGUAGAGAGGCGGCGUGCUGCAGAUGGAGCAGCAGCAGCAGACAGCUUCCUAGAAGCAGCAGCGCAUGCAUCCGACACAACGGCAUUGCUGGAGGCGGAGGAUGCAGCAAAUGCUGCAGCAGUGAAGGCGUCUCGUGCUGCAGCACACAUGGCUCUGGUGUCUUUAGAAUAUUCUUUGUUAUGCUCGUUGAAUGUCUAUUUAAAAGAGAGCGUAGAGCUCUGGGCCCUAAGUGUCUCUAAGGUAAACCCCAGCCCUCUUGACUCUCGCGUUCGCUUCGACGAGCUUAAGAGACAGUUUGGAGACUGGCAGUUUGCGGCGCAGGAAGCACGGGAUCUACCUGCUGCAGCAGCAGCAGCAGCAGAAGCACGCUCCCUUGUGUAUCGUCUUCAGUGCCUCGAAGACACUCAAGACAUGAGCAGCAGCCCUUGA
This is a messenger RNA of Eimeria acervulina, 2694 nucleotides long. RefSeq lists its product as hypothetical. The transcript has a single exon. Lineage: Eukaryota; Apicomplexa; Conoidasida; Eucoccidiorida; Eimeriidae. The record is from RefSeq and is a predicted model, not a curated record. The coding region runs from base 1 to 2694 and encodes 897 amino acids.